This is a messenger RNA of Fusarium sp. VM40, 2916 nucleotides long. NCBI's taxonomy places the organism in Eukaryota, Fungi, Ascomycota, Sordariomycetes, Hypocreales, Nectriaceae. The record is from the annotation of a GenBank genome assembly.
AUGAGGGGACACCCUACCCUUUUCGCCAUCUGGGCUCUGCUCUUGUCUCCUAGUUUAAGUAUUAACAUUAUUACUACGAAUGAUGGGACUGUGCUGGCAAACGCUGCGAUCUCUGGCCCAGGCAUCACGGUUGUCUCAGGGUCGUUUACUGGAAAUUCGGCGGCCGCUGGGACAUUCACUAAUGGCCCUUUUGGAAUCGGAAGUGGCAUAAUUCUCACGUCCGGUUCCGCAGCUGGCGCUUUACCAGGAGGCGAUACCCAAAUCGCAAAUGGUGCAUCAGGCUCCGGUGAUUACUGUGGUGCCAAUACUUAUGAUGGGGCCAUUCUUAUUGUUAACCUUGAUAUCGACACUGGUUACAAUGGAGUUCUCGUCCAGCUUAUCAUAGCUUCUGCAGAGGAUGGCGAAUCAGCAGAUCCUGUCGGGGUCUUCCUAGACGGUACGCAAUAUGCAAAUGAUGCCAACGGACAACGACUCACUGCCAUCUCAAGUUACGUGCGGCCGCCCGUCGGUAUCACACCACCGAACAGUGACACUUCAUAUGAUGAUUCGUCGCCGCCUCUACUCUUUGGGAUCACUGCUAGCCAGGGGUCGCAUGAACUGGUGCUUGCUAUAUGUGACUUUGCGGAUAGAUCCUUCGACUCGGGUCUUAUGAUCAACGUCCAAGGCUGCACUGACUGUAACCAGCCUAUCAAGAUCAACUAUGUCACCACAACAACAACAGUUAGCGCAAAUGUAGCUACGAGUACCACAUCAACCAUCCAGGCCUCCGGAACGGUUUCAGGAACCUUUAUUGUUACUGUUCAAGCAGAAGAAACCACAACCACUAUAGCAGAAGAGACCACAACCACUACAGCAGAAGAAACCACAACUACCACGGCGGAAGAAACCACCACCACCACCGCAGAAGAUAUCACAACCACCACCGCAGAGUUGACGACGACGACAACCGAGGCUGAUACCACAACAACUGCUGAAGUGGAAUCGACAACGGCAACCGAGGCUACAACAGCUACUGAAUCGGAAGCCACGACCACAACUGAGGCUGAUACUACUACAACAACUGCUGAAGUAGAAGCGACAACGACCACAGAUGCUAAAACUACCACGACCGAUCAGGGGCAACCGUCGACGACUACCGAGACUAGUACUGUAACAACUACUGAACUUGACGCAACAACGACGACUCAGUCCGACACUGAAACUACAACUAUGGAUGUGUCUACGACGAUGACUUCAGCAACAGAUACAAAAGAGACGAAGUCCAAAACGACUGCCGCUACGACAAAUCCGACAGUUUCCAGCAUAAACACCACUGAGCAGCCUGCAUCUAUCCCUACCACCACCGCCACGGAGACAAUUCCCCGUACUGAAGAGUCAACCAGCACGUCCCUCGAUGUCUCCAGCCUGACACCGACCUCCAUUGAGACUCGAUCUCCUGUUGUUGACAGUACCACUUCAUCUGUAACAAUGCAAAGUGUCGUGACCACCACUACUGCAACUACCCCCGAUGAGACAGAGUCCCGAACCAAGUCUAGCUCUAGUGAAGAAGUCAGCGAAGCCACGACCUCUAUAGGCCCACUAACCUCGACUAUCACAAGUAUGGAAGUGUCACGAGUUCCCAUCUCACCUUCUUCUACUAUUGAACAGACUGCAUCACAGUCGUCGCUCGUAGCAAGGAAUCUCGAGACCAUUGGCCGUGAGGUGGCAACAGAUCCAGACAUGACCACCGAGAGAUGUGUCAGUUUGGCUGCCGGCAGCAAUUACAUUGGUAUAUAUGAUCGAUCCUGCUAUGCGGCAGAUUCUCUCUCUGGAGCCGACUUGGUCCCGAAUGCAAGAUGCGACCUCUUGUGCCCUGGAAAUCCUACGCUGUUCUGUGGAGGUGAUGUUGGCGAGAGUCAACGUCGCCGCGCUAUAUCUUCCAGUCGCCUCUUGACGCUGUAUGCAAAGCAGGCGGACGUAUCCGUCUCUUCGGGGCUCUCUUCGGCGACAGACGAAAUUACCUCUUCGGGGCCUGGCAUUACAUCUCUUUCACUUAACCCUACCGUUGCUACUGAAACAGGCAUUACACUGUCGUCGAAGCCGGCUAUCAUCAUCCCCACAUCAACUGAAGAUCGCCUGCCCUUGACAUACCCCACCAUUGGAACGGUGCAUUUGACCAAGGGAUACAAUUACACGCGUACUGCAGCAGCAAACACAGUGACCACGGUCACAUAUAUUACCAUGCAUCCAAACAACCCAGGAUAUCUGAUUACUACGCAGGUCCCUGUCACGCUCGGAUAUACCCCUUGCAAUUGUGAUCAUCAGGUAUACCCACCAGUUGACAUGACCACUAUUGUUACCGCGUGCCAUGGCUGUGGCGCCAAUGGGGAGAACAGUGUCACUCUGACAGUUCCUACUGCUGCUUGUGAGGCUGGUGGUGUGAAGCCUGGAUAUUCACAUGAAGUCUCCUACUCGGUGCACAAGACUAUGGAGCACGAGAUAUACUCCGAGAUCAACAGCUUCGCCGGACCGAAGCCAACCCAGGGACAACAUUCAGAGCCCUUGCCAGUUCAUGAAUCACCCAAGCCCGUUGGCCAGGACUCACCCAAGCCGAAUGGUCAAGGCAAGCCCCAGCCAUCAAGUGCCAAUGCUCCCCGACCAGUGAACACUGUGCCUGAUGCCAGCCCUGUGAUUGAGCCCCCUCGGCCAUUACCCACCAGUGCUUAUCAGGUCCCCGCCUCAAAGGCUUGGACGACGGAGCAGCAUGCUCCUAGUCAGAUACACAAGCCAGAGGCUACCCAGGUCUCCUAUCCUGCAGCACCUUGGGAUGGGCAAAGUACAUCUACACCCGUGGUUGUGGCUUCAGCGACUAGGCAUUACCUGACGCCGUGGACAGUUGCUGGUCUUGUUUUCAGUGUAGCAUUCCUUUUAGCAUAA